UCAACAUAUUUAUUGAGCAUCUGCUGUGCGCAGGCACCACUGUUACAUGUGCUGAAGCAGUGGACGAGACAGACAGCGUCUCUGCCAUAGAGCUCUCAUUACUGGGAGGGACAGGCCACACGUACACAUGUUCCAGGUAAUGAUGUGCGCUAAGGAGGAACAUUAAGCAAGGGAAGGGAAGAUAGCACAGGCGGAGGAUGGGAGGAGAUGCGACGCUGAGCCCCACGCCCUCACUGAUCUGAUGAGGGAUGCCGGCUGGCUCAUCCCUGCAGCAUCCCUCAGCGUGUGCCUUGGCAAACUCCUUGGUUUGUUUACUGUGCAUCCACCUGGCUUUGCUCUGGGGACACCCAGCUAAGGGCACACUCUAAGCUUCGUACUGAUGCAUUCAUUACCUGGUCACCACCUGCCUUUUCACACUCAUUUCUGUGCGUGCGCUGCCCCUUGUCUCUGGAACUCCCUCCCUGCCCUGCCCUAUGUCACUGGGCCGGAUUCUGCUCCUUGGUGGAAAGACUGGCAGGUGCUGCCUCCUCCAUGAACCUCUCACCCUUUCUGGCAGACUCAGGACUCACCAACCCUCCCCUCCAGGCCCCGCAGCUGGCAGGGACUGAUUGCUCCCUGUCCCCUGCAGGCCAUGAGCUCCUAGAAGGCAGGGCUGUCUCAGGGUCGAUGCUCCCCAGCUUCCCAGUUGGUUCUCAAUAAAUCCUUGUCUACUGAGUGUGUCUCCUCCAGAACGUCGGCUCCGUGAGGGUGGUCUUUCAUGGGGGAAUCCUCGGUGCCUAGAACAGAGCCUGGCAGACGAUCCAGCGUUGGGUAAAUGAGUGUUGGCCACAUGAACAAAUGAAUUGACAAAAAAGAAGGCAAGGCAAGGUCAGCAGGUUGACCCUCCCUGUCCAGCCUCCCCUGCCCCCACCUAGCCAGGACUCUCUGGUGGUCAGAAGCAGCUACGUAAUUUGCUGGAUCCACUGCAAAGUGAAAAUGUGGGUCCCUUUGUUCCAAAGGUAAGAAUUUCAGGAUGGCAACAGCAGCGGGUUAAACCAAGGGGGAGAGGGUGCCUCCUGAGCAGCGCCCGUGUUCCUGCACGGGUGGCUUGCCCAUUCGGCAGGCCUGCCGUCUCUGAGGCUCUUGUCCACAGGUCCUCCCCAGCGCCCUGCUGCCCGCCGAACCUUCGGCCAGCUUGCCCUUAGGGCGCGUUUUAGAAGAAACCUCCGGGGAGACCUCAUCGUGGUGGCAUUUGUGCGGGGCACAGUGGCAGACACUUUGGGCAGGAUGGACCGCUAAGGGAGGUGCUCCACGCCGGCAGUUCCAGGGAGGACGCUGGGCACCCCAACCCCCAGCUCAGCUGGGUUCAGAAGCAGCUCUCCUUUCCCUGGUGGAGGGAGAGCAAUGAUCUCUUUUCUUGGGAAGUGCCUCCUGCCUUGAACGCAUCUGAGCAUCUCUAGGCAGACACACAGGUACACUAGACGGACAGAGACGCAAAAAGACACAGGCACCUCUAUUCAUAGAUCUAGGGACAAGCACUGGACGCACUUCACCCGCGCCCCUCACCAACCAGACAAACCCGAAGACAGACGGUCAGAGACCUGAGCAGAGAAAACACGGCAGAAACACGCAGGGACGAGGAGGGCGGGCAGGCAGACUCGCGCCCACGGACCCUUACGGGUUCACCUGACCUCGGCGAUGCACAGCAGCCCGCGCCGGUGCCCGCCCCUGCGAGCCCCACGCGCCCAUGCCCUCGGGCUGACUCAGAGCGACUGCUCGUCCUCACUCCCACCUUGGGAGCUCGCCAGAGGCACCUGCCGCCAGCCAGGGCUUCUGGGGCGCCCGGGCGGGGCGGGGUCAGCGGGCGGCAGCGCGAGGGGACAGGGCUGCUGAAGCUGGCGGGGUCCGGGGCGCACGGCAGGGAGAGCGAGGGGACGGGCGGACAUCGGGCAGGGCUGGCCGGGGCCCCAGGCGCCAGUGCCCUCGGCACUGCGGAGUUAAGGGGAGUGGGCAGUGCGCACCGGGGAGCCGAGGAAGCCGGGCCAGCCCGGGCUAGCGGGUGGGGACCCUGCGCGAGGGCAGUAGGGGAGAGGGCGGGCUUCGGGGUGUGAUCAGGAGAGGGGUGCUGAUUGGCAGGGAGCAUCAGGCCUGGGGCAGCGGCCAGGGACCGCAGGCGGGGCCAGGGCUGCAGCCGCUCCCGGGACUAGACGUGCGGGCGGCUCAGUGAUGCCGGAGGGCCAGGGCGCGCCCGCCUCUCCCCCGGCGGCUCCGAGCGCCCCGGACAGGGGGUGGUCGGGGCCCGCGGUCGGCCCGGCGCCCCGGCGCUCAGCUCUGGCGCCCUCCGAGUCCCCCGUGUCCCCGGCCCCUCGGCGGGGCGCCGUCUGCGCCGGCGUCCCCCAGAAGCUGGCCGAGGCGCUGAGCAGCCAGUACGGGCUGAACGUGUUCGUGGCGGGGCUGCUGCUCCUCCUGGCCUGGGCCGUGCACGCCUCGGGCGUGGGCAAGGGCGGCCUGCUCUGCUUCCUCACCGCGCUCAUGCUGCUGCAGCUGCUCUGGAUGCUGUGGUACGUGGGCCGCGGCGCCGCGCGCCGCCGCCUCCCCCGCCUCAAGGACACGCACGCAGGCGCGCGCUGGCUCCGCGGGAGUAUCACGUUGUUUGCAGUCAUUACCAUCAUUCUGGGAUGCCUUAAAAUUGGGUACUUCGUUGGAUUUUCAGAAUGUUUAUCAGCCACUGAAGGAGUUUUUCCUGUUACACAUGCGGUACAUACUUUAUUGCAGGUCUGUUUUCUUUGGGGGCAUGCAAAGGAUAUCAUCCAGUCUUUCAAAACACUGGAAAGGUUUGGGGUGAUCCACUCGGUGUUCACCAACCUGCUUCUGUGGGCCAACAGUGUCCUGAAUGAGUCAAAGCACCAACUUAACGAGCAUAAGGAACGACUCAUCACCCUGGGCUUUGGGAACAUAACCGCAGUGUUAGAUGACCACACACCUCCGUGUAAUUGCACCCCCCCGACUCUCUGCUCUGCCAUCUCACACGGGAUCUACUACCUCUACCCUUUCAACAUAGAGUAUCAGAUCCUGGCUUCCACGAUGCUCUACGUCCUGUGGAAAAAUGUUGGACGCAGAGUUGACAGCCAUCAGCAUCGGAAGAUGCAGUUCAAGUUUCAUGGGGUCGUGGUGGGCUCAGUCCUGGGCCUGGCUGUGCUGGCUGCCACCAUUGGGGUCGUGGUGGUAUAUCUGAUUCAGAUCGGGCGCUCCAAACCCAAGAGUGAGUUGGCACUCACCAUGUUCUACCUGUAUGCCAUCACCUUGCUGACGUUCAUGGGGGCUGCAGGGCUGGUUGGAAUCCGGAUUUACAGGAUAGAUGAGAAAUCAUUGGAUGAGUCCAAAAAUCCCGCCCGCAAGCUGGAUGCGGACCUCUUGGUGGGCACUGCCUCUGGCUCCUGGCUCAUCUCCUGGGGCUCCAUCCUGGCCAUCCUCUGUGCCGAAGCCUGCCCCCCCUACACCUGGUACAACCUGCCCUACUCCAUCCUGGUGAUUGUUGAGAAAUACAUCCAGAAUCUCUUCAUCAUCGAGUCUACUCACCGAGAGCCAGAGAGGCUCUCUGAGGACAUCAGAGCCCUGCGUGUGGUCACAGUCUGCAAUGGUAAUGCCACAUCCCUCACUUCUUCCUGCCUCAAGAGCGGAGCUGUGGCCAGGGAUGUGGCCCUCCAGGGCAGUGAGAUGCCUCCUGCAGCCAAUGGUAAUAUGCCUCUGAGGGAAGGCUGUGGCAAAGAGGGCAAGGAGAGGAUCAGGAAAGGAGCCCGGGGCCUGGUCUGCUGCCCCCAUUUCUUGCAAGGCAAUGCCAAGAGACGAGUCCUGAGGAAUAUUGCAGCCUUUUUGUUCCUCUGCAACAUUUCGCUCUGGAUCCCUCCCGCCUUCGGCUGCCGCCCCGAGUACGACAACGGAUUGGAGGAGAUUGUCUUUGGCUUUGAGCCCUGGAUAAUUGUGGUCAACCUGGCCAUGCCCUUUUCUAUUUUCUACCGGAUGCACGCAGCUGCGUCGCUCUUUGAGGUCUAUUGUAAGAUAUAGUCCGGGUCCGCAUGAAAGACCGAACAGCGAGCUAACAAGAGGGUUCACUGCAGCCACCUGGGAAUGGUUGGCUUGGGCAAAUACUGCCUUAUAAAUGCGAGAAAGGCCGCCUUUGUCCGUGGUCACUGUGGUUGUCACUGUGAGCGGGAAGUGUCCAUCUCCCUGGAUGAAUGUAAACAAGUUAGAUCAAACUCGGUGAGGCUGCUGAAAUCUGUGCUUGGUUUGUUAAUUCUGAGCAAACCCUGAUCAUUUUAUCUCCUUCUGUUUUAGAAGAAUGUGAUCCCAGGUUGGAAAACAAAACCCUGUUCAGGUUGUUUUUCAUAAGAAUCAGUUUCUGUUACCGUGUUUCUAUGUACUACUUUUUUCUGACCACAUGUAGUGUAAUUACCCUUAAAAUUUAUUCUUCCCAGAGCUGGGAAACGUAGAUACAGUCGCAUUUAUUGUAUGUUGCACUCUCUGAAUAUGUUUAAUUUUUGGAACAAAGUUAUUUUUAGCAUCUGGAUGCAAAUCUACGUAGAGAGCAGUAGGAAGACAUAUUUCUUACCUGAAAUUUUGACAUGUUUGUUUCUAAUGAUUUUGAAGUGUUUUUUAAAAAUAAAGUUUACUGUUCUCUCUCUGACUAUACACACAUACAUGUUGAUUGUAGAGAAUUUGGACAUUUCAAAAGAGUACAGAGAAAAAAAAUCACCCAGGAUGCCAUUGUUCAAUUGACAACCACUUUUACCAUCUUUUGGUGUAUUAUUUUAGUCAUGUGUAUGCACAGGGUUCUUUUUAUUCUUGCCAGUGAUGAUGCCACAUAUUCAACUUUGUAUCCAUUCUCUUUAACAGUAUGGUAUAAACCUUUCCCCUAUACUGUUAUAAACUCUUUGUAAAUAUUUUAAUACUGUUUUAUAGUCUAUCAAGUGAAUGCACCAUAAUUAACUUGGUUUCCUAUUGCUGGUUUUAGAGUAUUUAAGCUUUUUGUUUUCAUAAAUGACUCUGCAAAAAUCAACUAUAUUUGUGAAGCAUUUCCUAUAUUUAGCACUGUUUCUUUAAGAUACAUACUUAAAAUCAGGAUGCCCCUUCCAAAGGUUGUACGUGUUUUAAAGCUCUUAGGAAUAUUGACA
Molecule: messenger RNA, 5150 nt
Organism: Manis javanica (Malayan pangolin)
Lineage: Eukaryota; Metazoa; Chordata; Mammalia; Pholidota; Manidae
Gene: OTOP1
Product: otopetrin 1
Biological process (GO): proton transmembrane transport; inner ear morphogenesis
Cellular component (GO): membrane
Molecular function (GO): proton channel activity
Source: RefSeq, a predicted model, not a curated record